AUGAGCUCGUCCUCCUCCAUCCCGGCGUCCAACCUCACACCUGCGAAGGCCUUCGACAACAAACCUGAUGAGGCGCGGGACCCUAUUAAGCUCAUCCUCCUCGGCGAUAGCGCCGUCGGCAAGUCCAAACUCGUCGAGCGCUUUUUGAUGAAGCGCUAUGUCCCGGUGCAGAUGUCAACCUACGCGUUGACGCUCUACCGCUACGACUUCGCGACGGCGGAUGGGGUGGACUACGAUGUGGAUAUUUGGGAUACCGCCGGGCAGGAGCGCUUCGCCACGAUGCACCCAGCUUACUACCACGAGGCCCACGCCUGCAUUCUCGUCUUCGACGUCACCCGAAAGGCGACCUAUAAAAACUUAGAAAAGUGGCUAAAGGAGCUGCAAAACUACCGCUUUCGUAUCCCGUGCAUCGUCGCCUGUAAUAAAAUCGACACCGACCCUGAGGUCGUCUCGACGCGCUUUGCUUUUCCCGCGAAGCAUGACUUUCCACUGGAGUACGUCUCGGCGGCGCAUGGGACAAAUGUCGUGCAGCUUUUUGAAAAGGCCAUCAUGCUCGCUUCGGCGUAUAAAAAAAAUCCCGCGCAAGACGAUAUCGUCGCGCAGGUUUUGACGAUUCUGAAGAAUCCAAAUAACACAAAUGAGAACGGUGCGAUCGACCCUCAAAACACGAGCGGAUAG
Phytomonas sp. Hart1 is the source of this 678-nucleotide messenger RNA. The record is from the annotation of a GenBank genome assembly. Lineage: Eukaryota; Euglenozoa; Kinetoplastea; Trypanosomatida; Trypanosomatidae.